UGUCACAGGUUGUGUUUGACUUUCGAGCGUCAGUGGUGAGCUCCUGUCUCUCAUUCACCGCCUUUUUUUGUGUUUGUUUUGUCUUCUUUUUGGGUCUCACUCACUUCCUCCUGACUUCCUUUUGACUCUGACGAGGGAAAGAAAGAAGAGAAAAAGUACAGCAGGGUUAAAAACGGCACAAAAAACGCUAAAACCAUGUGUUGUACUGGAAAGUGUGCCCGCCUGGUGGGCCUGAUCCUCCUGCCUUCAGCUUUCAUCUGCAUGGUGGCCAACCUGCUGCUGUUCUUCCCCAACGGGAACAGUCUGGACAAUGACCAGAUCUCCCUCCAGGUCUGGCUCAUGGGGGGAUUAAUUGGAGGAGGCCUCUUUAUGCUGUGCCCGAGCUGCUCAGCUAUCAGAGCCGGGGGCAAAGGUUGCUGUGGAAAUGGUUGCUGCGGCAACCGCUGCCGGAUGCUGAACUCUGUUUUCUCCUCUGCCUUUGGUCUCGUUGGAGCGAUUUACUGCACGAGCGUGGCGUCAGCCGGUCUGGCGAUUGGACCAAAGUGCCAGUUAGCUGAUGAUAGCUGGAAUUAUCCCUUUGAGAACAUGGAAGACGGUGGCAGCUACAUUUCUAACGAGACUCUGUGGUCAGCGUGCAAGUUCCCUGAGAAUGCUGUCAUGUGGCACAUCGUGCUGUUCUUCAUCCUCCUGUUCAUCGGCGUGCUGCAGACGGUGCUCUGCGGCAUCCAGGUGGUCAACGGCUGCUUGGGAUGCAUCUGUGGGGACUGUCGGGACAGUAGAGAUGAUGAGAGUGGAUUGUGAAACUGAAAACCUGCUGAAACCGGCCUUCACCAGAAAACAUCUUCAGGGACAAAGGCUUCUAUAAACAAGUUGGCUGAGAUUUUGACACUCUUUGAUACUUUUGUUUCUAAUAUUGAUUCUAUAAUCAUUUUCAAAAGUAUUAAAGGUUUAUUCUUUUGUUUUUGUUUGUCUUAAAUUGUAGUAUUCUUGUAUGUAUUGCCCGACGCUCUUUGGUUGAGGUUUUUUGCUGAAUUAAAAAAUAAUUUCUUGACGAACAUCCAGUAUGUGAAGUUUAAGGAUCAACUUGUAUCUGUAAAUAAUCAUAUUUACUCUGAAGGCAUACAGUGUUUACUGGAUACAUGUGACUCUCCAAUAAAAACUGUGGAUAAAUUGAAAGAAA
Cololabis saira (Pacific saury) is the source of this 1180-nucleotide messenger RNA. It is a transcript of the gene tm4sf5, whose product is annotated as transmembrane 4 L six family member 5. The record is from RefSeq and is a predicted model, not a curated record. The transcript is spliced from 5 exons. Gene Ontology annotation, cellular component: membrane. Lineage: Eukaryota; Metazoa; Chordata; Actinopteri; Beloniformes; Belonidae. Bases 196 to 801 code for a protein of 201 amino acids.